CAAACCUUGUAAACUUGCUUCGUAUUUACCUACGUGCAACGAAAGUUUCAGACUGCGCUAUCGAGGAUCCUUUUUGAAUCAACAAUGUUUUCAAAGAUAAGGAUGUAGCGAUAACCCUCCGAUCCCGAGUCUCUUCUCCCGGGUUUAACUUCUCAGAGUCAGUUGGCUGGUAACUGAGAUAACAAUGUCCCGCUUGUUAUUAAAGAGUGUUUCACAAAUUCCAGAGGUGCAAAUCACCAGGAACCUGGUCACCAAUUCUAAAUAUGGAUUUCUAAAACAGCUUGGACUGAACGUUGAAAAUCCUGGAUUAUUUGAUGGGAUAUGGGGAGGCUCAGGAAAAAUUGUAGAAUCUAUUUCACCAGCUACGGGAAAAGUAAUAGCAAAGGUGAGAGAAACUACACCACAGGAAGCCAGUAAUGCAGUAACGGAGGCACGUAAAGCUUGGCCACAAUGGGCAUCGUUACCAAUGCCUGCAAGAGGAGAAAUUGUUCGACAGAUAGGAGAUGAGCUGAGAAAAAAUUUAAAACCUCUCGGUCAACUGGUUUCUCUUGAGAUGGGAAAGAUAUUACCAGAAGGCAUCGGAGAAGUUCAGGAAUUCAUCGACAUAUGUGAUUACGCUGUUGGAUUGUCAAGAAUGCUGCCAGGAUAUAUUUUUCCUUCUGAAAGGAAAGACCAUGUUCUUAUAGAAAAGUGGAAUCCUUUGGGCGUAAUUGGUGUUAUUUCAGCUUUCAAUUUCCCGAUAGCAGUAUAUGGCUGGAAUACCGCGGUAGCAAUGGUAUGUGGAAAUGCAAUUGUUUGGAAAGGUGCACCCAGUACACCAUUGGUUUCCAUUGCAACAACGAAAAUCGUUGCUAGUGUAUUAGAACGCAAUGGUAUUCCUGGAUCGAUAGCUUCAUUGGUUUGUGGCAGUGAAAGUGUCGGAGAAACUUUAGUUAAUGAUAAACGUGUUCCACUUAUUUCCUUCACUGGAAGUACGAAAGUCGGGAAGCAAGUUGCUUUAAAAGUUCAAAAUAGGUUUGGCAAAGUUUUACUAGAGCUUGGUGGGAAUAAUGCUAUAAUUGUUGCACAGGACUCAAACCUUGAAAUGGCUGUUAGGGGUGCAGUAUUCUCUUGUAUCGGUACAGCUGGACAGAGGUGCACAACAACCAGGAGAUUAAUACUUCAUAGCAAAAUUAAAAAUGAAUUUUUAGGAAGACUUCGGACUGCUUAUGAGAGUAUCCUAGGAAGGAUCGGUGAUCCUCUAGACGAUGCAACUCUUUAUGGUCCAUUACACAAUCAAAAAGCUGUACACGCAUAUAAAGAAACAGUGAAGAAAGCUAUGGAAAGUGGAGGUAAAAUAGAGUUUGGUGGAAAACAGGUGGAACGACCUGGUUACUUUGUAGAACCGACAAUAAUUUCUGGUUUGGCAAUCAGUGAUGAAGUAGUACAAAAUGAGACAUUUGCCCCAAUUGUUUAUGUCUUUGAAGCAAAGUCUCUCGAGGAGGCUAUUGCUCUUAACAACAAUGUUGAACAGGGAUUAAGCAGUUCACUUUUCACUCAGAAUGUAGCAAAUAUAUUCCAGUGGAUUGGACCACAUGGUUCAGAUUGUGGAAUAGUAAAUGUAAACAUUGGUACCAGUGGAGCAGAAAUAGGUGGUGCCUUUGGUGGAGAAAAAGCUACCGGAGGAGGUCGGGAAAGUGGCAGUGAUGCUUGGAAACAGUAUAUGCGACGUGCGACUGUAACCAUUAAUCAUGGAAGUGAACUGCCUCUAGCACAGGGUAUCAAAUUCGAAUGAACAUGAAAAAGAAACUUGCGAUAAAGUUCAGAUGGACUUUAAGGAUUUAUUUCAAACCUUAUAAAGUCAACCUGAAUGUCAACACUGGAUUUCUUGUGAAACUUGUAAGCUUGCGGUAGGUCAUAUCGUAGUUCAGCUAUGACAUUCCCUUUCGCACCAAGAUCCAUAGCUCGUUUAAGAACGUAUCGACGAGUGCUAGUCUUAUGGAGUGAAUACACAGCAUUGUUGGCGAGCUUACAGGCAAUUUCCAGAAAUCUCAUGUCGACGCCAGCAUUGUGUUUUGUUCCAAAUGGUGGAUUCAUUACCACUGUGUCAAAGUAUUUUUCAAAUUUGCCUGAAAUUUUGAUAAUUGUUUUGUAUUAUGCUGUAUCAUAACAACAACAUGUAACAUUAUACACUGAUUUGAAUUAUAUAAAACUUAUAAAGAAAAUAAUUUGUUCGUUAUUGUAAAAUAAAGAACUUAAAUAAGAGCUA
Molecule: messenger RNA, 2248 nt
Organism: Orussus abietinus
Lineage: Eukaryota; Metazoa; Arthropoda; Insecta; Hymenoptera; Orussidae
Gene: Aldh7A1
Product: putative aldehyde dehydrogenase family 7 member A1 homolog
Exons: 9
Coding region: 185-1774 (529 amino acids)
Molecular function (GO): aldehyde dehydrogenase (NAD+) activity
Source: RefSeq, a predicted model, not a curated record